AUGGAACACACGCCCAUUGCCCAGCUCAGCCCCGAGCUGCCCACGGUCGAAUCCAAGCAUUUCCGGGCCAGGGUCACGUUGAUAUGGCCCUACUCGUCGUCGGCUCGCCAGCUGGCUCUCCUUCUCGCCGAACCAGAUGUCCGAUUGCGGCGAAAGAACGGACAGGUCAGGGCUCGCUUCUCGGGAGCCAGCGCAAAAGCCAUUGCGACAACAGGCGUGGGAAUCGGCGAUGAAGUCGUAUUGAGCCUGCGGGGCGCGCAAUUCGUCACCGAAGGCGCUGUCAGCACGCCCGGCAAGAGCAUCGACUGGGAGCUGGUAUACGCUCAGACGGCAGUCAUUCGCGUCUUCCGCAACGGCCAAGAAACAGCAAAUGUCGAGGUUAUCGAUGCAGCGCCCACGCCUGCGCCCCAGUCGCCCGCCCGCCGCGAAUCUGGAUUCGUUCCAAGCCCGGCGUCGCAAUACUCUUCUCCUGCGUUUUUGAAGCGCGUGCGCCUGUCCGAUGGGCCAUUCUUUCAAGCGCCGUACGAUCCCCUCACCGACGAGUCUGAAGAAGGCCAUGACAGAAAGCGAAGGAGGAAAUCGUAUCGUGAUUGGAAGACAUGGACAUACAGCGCAAGGACGCCCUCGCCCGAGAAGGAGGAUACAACUGUCGAAAACGAACUCGAAUGGCUCGAAGCAUCGCCUAGCCGCGCAGCCCAGCUUCCUCAAACGCCCACCUCGCCUUCAAAACCCGACAUGCCAUCAACUUCAGUAGACUCGCAGCAUGACCGAAGCAUUGAGCGAACAGAACCCGAAGCGCCAACAGACAACGCUGCUCCGUCCCUAAGUGAACACGAUACUGGGAAGAACUCGGUGGGCGACGCUGGCUACGACGAGCUCUAUGCGGGUCCUGAUGAGUAUCUUCAGUCGGAUGCCCUAUAUGCUUUUGGAGGUGAUACAGAAGUAGACACUGAAGUAAACACCGAGGAGGAAUAUCCUGCACAAGGAGAGACAGAGGGUGUCAGUACGACUACGACCGAGGCCGGCACUGAUGACGUUCAGCACAUGGAUCGCGAAGCCAUGGAUGUUGAUGUAGCCAUCGCACCAGACGUGAGAACAGAAAACGAGAAGGACACUGAUCGGAUACAAACCGUUGAAGUGCAACAAGUUGCAGAGUCCAUGCCAACCACUGGAGCUGGUGACCAAGUUGCUGCAGCAUCCCUAACAUUACAGCUCGAUGCUCCAAAACCUGCUAUGCCACCUCCCACUUUGUCCAUCUCACCAAACAAUCCCCUGAACUUGGCCAGCGGAGGCCUCUUGACCCCAAUCGGCAGAGAACCGGCAAGCCCAACCCUCCAGCCUCUUGACUCAGCCAACCUCCCGUUCCCAUCACCGUUUCCCGGCGAGCGUGAAAACAAUGCUACCUCUUAUUUCGACCACCUAGUCACUAGUGGACAGUCUGCAGAAGUAGAAGAACAGGAUGAUGAAGAGGAGAAGCCGCCAAGUGAAGCAAGCUACAUUGGCGAAACGUCGUUCUUCAGCUCGAUAGGCUCAUCAAAGGCAUCUACAUUGCACCCGAAUCAUGAGUCCGUCUUUACACCGGUACGAUUCACUUUCGGUAUAGAUGGUGCUGGAUUUUCGCGCCCUAUGGAGCUUUCUUCGCCACCACCUGAAGCUCAGCCAGACAGGGAAAUCGAUACAGCUCCAGAAAUGUCAGCAUCGACUACAAUUGAUGAGUCUUCAUUCAACAUCCAGGACGCAGGAGUCUCUCCAAUGCCACAGCACACAGUGGAUAUUGAAUCACCCAACGAAGAAGUGCGAGAAACAGCUACGGAUGAUACACUUGUCACUGUGGAAGAUGUUCAAGGACAGGACGUAUCAAUGCUUUCAUCAGACUCGGAGGAUGAAGGAGAAGAAGAAGUUGCAUCCAGCACCGAAGACCAGGACCAGAUGGCCACUGGGCAUAUUUUACCAUCAUCUACGGACAACCCGUCUGAAGAUGACGCGGAUGACGACUCAGCUCUACAUCACGAGGACAGCAAAACUGCUGAUGAAUCAAAGGACCACCAGCAAGAUUCGCUUAGUGAGCGCAAUUCUCCCAUCGAGGAUAACCGCCCGAGGAGCCCACAGGAUCAGGUUCGAGAUCGAAACCAAUCCCCAUCUAUGGACCUUGACAGCCACAGCGAGUUUGUAAACCUAGAUUCUGCGACUGGGACUUCCCAUACUGCUGAAGCACCCGAUGAGCGAAUUGAAGCUCACACGCAAUCUCAGGAGCCGGAGCUUAGUGCAGACGAGACCCAGAUCGAACAUUCUUUUUCUGUGGAUCAUUCAUACGAAUCCAUGAUAGAAGCCACCGACGAGUACCUGCAGGAUGCUUUCCCGAUGGGUCAUGCAUCACAUGAAUUCGAAGUUGAGCAAUAUAGUGAAUCAGAGCAAGAUUCAGCCAUCAAAGAAGAACCGACAGAAGACGGUCUAGAGUCACAACUAGAUCAAUCUCAUGCUCUAACGAGUGAAGUUUCCAACAUCUCUACACGCGAGCUCUCCAUGACCGUGUCUGAGCAAGAUCACGCUACGACUGAAAUGCAGACCGUAGAUAUCUCGGCUACUGUGUCUCCUAGGAACACACGAUCCAGGGCAAAAGCCCAAACACCAUCGAUAAAUGAUGAGGUACCUCUUUCCAAUCGUGCCACACGGUCGACACGGUCACGAGGUUCUGUGAGUUCCAUCGCUCGCUCAGUCAUCUCUCCUCCGAGGACACGCACUCGUUCAGCAAGAUCCCCAUCACAAGACACUAUACAGAACUCACCAAGUAGCGUUCGCAGCUACUCGAGUUUGUUAUCACCUAGGAAGACCAUGGCUGUUGCUGUUGCUGCUGCUCGCAAGAGUCCCCAAAAGUCUUUACGGAGGAGUCUAAACCACGAAUUCGCUUCCAACUCCACUAAGGCAAAAGGUUCUGGCCCAUCCUCUACCAAAUCCCAGUCACAAGAACCGGGUGCCUCCCAGGACAACUAUCCCGAUGAAGUCUUUGUCAAAAAGUGGGAAGAGGAUGUUAGCACUGGGUACUCUGUGUCACCUGCACCCACACUAGAGGAAGCGGCCGGGAAACGAACAGCGGAUUUCAGCAGCCCUGUUAAGGGUGGUACUCCUAGAAAGGAAGAGGAAAUGGACACCGAGCCUCCAUCUGGUACGGAUACAGAGCCGAAGACGAAAUCGAGGACUAGAGCUGGACGAAAGAAGCCCGCCCCAAAGGCAUUAGAGCCCAAAAGCAGCCAAUUCGCCGCAUCUGAAAUUGGUAGCCCCAGCAGAAGAUUGCGUUCAGCAGGACCCAUCGAACCAGCUGCUCAAAGCCCUGGCAAUGUGCGGAGAACAAGGAGGAAUGUUUACACUCUUUCCGAGCCCCAGGACAGCGAAGUGACUGUUGAAACCAGCUCAAGGCUUGAUAAGAAGCCUGAGGAGAACUCCCCUCACAGUGAAGGCCAAGACAGACAAGAUGAUCCGCAGCAAACAGCUGCAAUUGGCGCUAAUGAGACCCAUUCUCAUGUUGCGCUCAACCCACAAGCAGUCGUUCAAAAGCAUAAGCCCAUGACUCCAGAACCAACGCAGCAAGCCAACAUGGAUUCUCAGCCUGGCUUGGUUGCUGCGACUGCUGAGCAUAAAUCAUUAUUAACUCCUCAACAAACACAGAAAACAUCUGCGGACCUCCGCUCUUCUCAGACCAAUGCCAACAUGGAUGCCGCGACUACGCCUCGAAGCAACCGAAAAGCCACAGACAUAGCUUCAGCCUCAGCCUCCCCAGCACUCAAAGAGGAGCACCCCUCACAAACCGAGAGCACCCCAGAACAGCCUUCAAUCGGCCUCUCCACACCACUCGCCUACUACACCCCGCUGAAAGACCUCCUCUACUUCCUCAACCGCUCCUCCCAGUUCCACUCAGCCGCCAACCCGGACAUCCUCGCCCUCGUCACCGCGCCCACGACUCCCGCCGAAAAAGCCAAGAAGGGGCCCAAGCACUGGAAUACCACCCUGCAUGUCACCGACGCGAGUUCCUGGCCCGCCACAACGACCGUCCAGUGCUUUCGCGCGUACCAAGAUGCUCUGCCCGAAGCUGCAGUCGGCGACGUCAUUCUGCUGCGUGCGUUUGCUGUUAAAUCGCUAAACAGACAUCCUACGCUUGUUAGUGCAGAUGAGAGCGCGUGGUGUGUGUGGCGUUGGGGGAAACCCGUGUGGGGCGCGAAGAGAGGUGUGUUUGGUGAGUUGAAGGCGAGGGAAGAAGUUAAAGGGCCAGAGGUUGAGCGUGGCGAGGGUGAGUGGCGCGAGGUCGAGAGACUGAGGAAGUGGUUUUUGGGCAAGGUGGAGCAGGAGUUGCAGGAGAAGGAGGAGAGUCAGGUUAAGACUAGGAGUAAGGAUAAGGCCAAGGGCGCUGCGACUGGGGGAGAUUGAACGUCCAAGUGAGAUGCGAGUGUAAUGUUGAGCGUAUGGGUUUCGGGUAUUGAAAAUGGGAGAUUUAUUGCACCUGGAUAGUUGGCAAUGGA
Molecule: messenger RNA, 4511 nt
Organism: Exserohilum turcica Et28A
Lineage: Eukaryota; Fungi; Ascomycota; Dothideomycetes; Pleosporales; Pleosporaceae
Exons: 2
Coding region: 1-4419 (1472 amino acids)
Biological process (GO): telomere maintenance
Cellular component (GO): chromosome, telomeric region
Molecular function (GO): DNA binding
Source: RefSeq, a predicted model, not a curated record